UAUAUCGCAUUACGAUAUAUAACAGCUCGGGAUAUCUGCGCGUUGCAUUAUUAUGCUCCGUCGUCUCUUCCUCUCUCUCUCUUAUCGCGUUUCGCAGAACAACCUAAUGCCGCACGAGAGAGCGUCUUAUCGUCGGCUAUUUAUCGAUCCUCGGAGCAUUUAUUUCGGCCGUGUUUACAUUAGUCCUGAGCGCUUACGUCACUACGCAGUAUUUACUAAUAUAACGCGUGCUGCAGCUGCACUUUCACUUUAUAGUCUAGAAGUAAUGCACGCGGCUACGACGGAAACAAAUCGUUUUUUAAUUAGGUGAUUUGUAGACUUUUACGAUGAAGCCGCCUGCAUCGCUUAAAGGGCGUUUUAAAGGGCUUCAGCUGUAGAAGCGAGCAGUCGAUAAUGAGGCGUUAAUGUUGACGUGCGGAUGACAGUUCUGUUUACCGACUCACCGUCUCUUUCUUUCUCGUGUUGUUUGGUGCGGGCUAUGAUUUCCCUACUCGAGAGCGUGAGUAAUGUCGCGUAGAUUAGAGAGCCCGGAUAUUUUCGUGAAAUUCAAAGGGAAAGGUAUGCAGUCAGUUGCGCGUUGCACCUAGUCGAGGGCGGUUGCAUCAUUGCCGGAGCUUCUCGCGUUGGUUUAGGAUGAUAUUAAUUAGUCAAAAUGGGAAGGAGACAGUACUUCUCAUUUCGCAUUAAGGCCUGUCAUCCUUGCGACGACGAAGCAUCCACCACUCAAGUACUCGGAAGAAAGGCCCAACACUAAGCAACAGUAGACAAAAUUUAGCCACUCACACACGUACCUACAUAACUGUUGCAACACAAGCCUAAACGACAAGAAGAAAUUAGCAAUACUAAACAAGCUGUGUAGGGCCAAGCAUAAUUUAAGAAAUAUUUUGGUGGUGGAACUCAACAAAGUCACAAAACUAAAGGACAGACAACGCUACUUUGCAAGUAGAGAAAUAAUGUUAUCGGAAUAAAAGAGAGAGGAUGAUCACCCCGGGGGCGUAUGAACUCUGGAGAAUUAGUGGGUCCAGGAGGAGAUUCUCCGGUUUAGAGGAAUGAGGAAUCCGGCGUUGCACCUGGUCGGGAUAGCGGCGUCCCCUGGUGGUGGAGGGGUAUUCGGCACCAGGGCCGAGGAGGAGUUGCGCCACUGGCUGGAGCAGCGCCUGGACGCAUUGGGCAUAGACCCAGUCGCGUACUCGCGCUUCGUACUCAGCCUUCUGCGACGCCCCGACUCGGCCUUCACUCCUCCGCUCGAUGUAGCCACUAUCGGCCGGAACGGAGGAGGAGGACGUCGCUCAAAAGCCAGGCCUCGGUCCAAACUGCCACUCCAGGGUGAUAGGGAGCAACGCCGCGCUGUCGUUCAAUGCCUUACCAAUGCUGCUGAUCAAAAGUGCGGAGUAGAGACGCUAGUGGACGAAUUGUGCGCCAAGCUGCGAGAUCUUGAAGGUGGUGACUCAAAGGACGAGCAGGAAGAACUAAAAACUGCCACUGAUGGCGAGGCAAAGGUUCCCUUCGAGACUCUCACUCCUCGCGACCGGGCUCUGAGAUACUACGCGGCAUUCCCGGCCCUGCAACCUACCACCCCCAAAAAAUUUCCUCACCGGAAAGAACGAAACUUAAGCAACAACAACAACAAUAAUAACAAUAAUUACAAUAAUAAUAAUAAUAAUAAUAAUAAUAAUAAUAAAAAGAGCAACGGUAUCAGCAGCAGCAACAAUAAUAAGACCCGCCAGAAGAAAAACAAGAUGUCCAUCCAAGCCACUGAAUCGCAUUCGACAGAAGAAAAAGAAGAUUUCGGAUUCGUCAAGUCAAUGGAGCGCGAACGAGAAAAGGAGCAAGAACUCGCAUUGGAUCAGCUUAGAUUGGCGCAGUUACAGGCAAAAUUCGACGAGAGCCUCGAAGCACUAUGGGACACUGGUCCAGGAAUUUCUCAGGGCACUGAUUCAAUAUGGGCAGCUCCAUCGCUCUCCAUUCCAUCCGGACCUCUGUGGCCGACAGACAACGCCGAUGCGUCUUUUCCUAUUAUCAAAUUAGAAAAGAACAAAGCUGAAACUCCAAUUUAUCAGGAAUCGCACAUCGACGACUCGCCACUGAUUCCGUGGGAUGUUGACUUGUUCAGCAUUGAAGACUACGCAGAAGAAUCCGGAAGCAAAGAUAGCAAGACUCCAGAAGAUCCUGUCUCAUGGUCUGAUUCAGCUAGAGAUGGUCCUUGGUGCUGGGGUGGUCUUGGAAACAUAGCAAACCUGGGUCGUAGUCCGCGCACAGGCAGCUGCUUCAUCCCGGUUGUACCGUGCAAGAGCCCUGUUACCAAUGACAAAGAAUCCAUUCAGGAACAAAAAGCAACUAGUCUACCAGAACCUGACGAAGAUCUGCUCACAUCAGCCCGCACUCAUUUUCGUCCAAUCAAAGAGGACGGCCACUGGGCUGACGGGACUACGUUUCCUGUAAACAAUAAUAUUGAAAGAGUCACAUACCGCAGGUCCGAGUCAGGCAACUUACUGUACCUUCCUGGUGGCGAGAGCCCAUACAUGGAAUAUCGAGAGAGUCUAAGCGCUCCCAUUGCAGUGCCCUCAAAUCUAACUCUGAAGUUCAGGGUACGGCAAUGCGACAAAAGCAUUCAGACGGAACCUAUUCGUUCCCCGGUCAAACGUAGGAUUCUCUCCGAGCAAGACCGUUUGUACUACUCGCCAAACGCUACUGAGGAAGCUAACGUAAACGAGAGCGACGAGAUGGAAAAGGAUUUCUUUGAUCAGAAACAGGUGGGCUGGGAUCAGUCCAUGAUGCUCUUACGCACCGACAGGAAAAGAAGACACAGCAGCAACUUCAAGUCCAGGCCGCGAACGGUGCUGCGUCCCUUCACACUGUGAGGCCGACAGAAACAUGGACCUAACCGAGGACGGGAUCCAUCAAAUGCAGCAUAAAGUUGCGUUUUAGUCUAGUAAUUCGUCGCAGGAUGGGUAAAUAAAUCGUUACAAGAAAUAGGUAUAGGGGUCCUCUUGGCAUGUGGAAUUUGUUAUGCAUGAACCCAAGACGGCAUGGUUAGCCCCUUGCCAUUAUGCAAACAUAUAUGCGUAAGCGACGACGAGAUGGAUAAAUAUCAAUUUAUUUAGAGAAUUCAAUUAUCGUUAUAUCUUCAAUCCCUCACGUGGAAAAAAAAAUGAAGAAAAGAAAGAAAAAAAGAAUUUUAUGAACACGUGUAUACCUCAUACCUCGUUUUUCGCGAGAAGUCAAGGGGAUUUUUUUCAAAAGAAAUCGUAGUAAGAGUGAUUUUCGAUUUAGUUGUUAAAGAUUUGCCCUUCCUUUUUCAUAAGUUUUUGUUCUUCUUCCCUCAGAAGCAACAUUAAAUUAAUAACGCGCCAUGGUACUGUGGACAUAAAAUCGUAAUCGUAACUUCUCCCGAAAUCUGCAUUGAUUUUCGUUUUGUGUUUAGCACUUCUAAUUAAUUGCAGUUCAUAAUAUAUGCAGAGAAUCAACAUAUAUUACGCUACUUGAUAAAAAAAGACUAAAACAAAAAGUUACAAAAAAAAAAUCAUAACGAUCCGGGAAAGCAAGAAAAAAAAGAAAGCGAUAGAAGUCAGAUUUAAUAGAGAAUACGGAAAACUUAAUAUUUGAAUGCUUGCAGGAACAGACAUUAUCAAAAAAGAGCGGCACGUUGAUAAAAAGAAAAGCAAUGAAAAGUGCUAUUCAGUUUUCUUGUUGUUUUCCUUAAUUAUUAAUGAAUUUACCAUAAUCGUAUUUUCCUUAUUAUAAUUUAACUCCCUAUAGCUCUAACAUAAUCCCGAAACCCCCUGAAAAAAUACCUCAGUAAUUCCUAACCCUUGAACCCAUUCCUCACACUAUCCUCUAUCCCUUGAACCUUAGAUCCCAAACCUAAGAAAAAAAGCAAAGUAACACAGAAAAACGUACAUGUAUGAAAAUGUAUUUGUAAAAAAGUGUAUCUCAUUAAAGUGAGAUACCGGUAAAGAAAGAUGAAAGAUAUGAGUAUAUGAGUCGAGUCACGUAAAGGUAUUGAAUACGUCUCUCUUGCUCGAAUGAAUUUUUCGGUCAAAACGCAUAUUGGAUUACCCAAUGGUAUUUCAAAUUAAGCAAGGGGUACGUAUAGGUAAAUAAAAAUUCAUUGAGAGAUGGAACAAAAAAAAAAAAAAUAUAUAAAAAUAAAGUGUGUCGUAUUGUCAAGUCGAUGAGAUAUAAAAAAGUAAAGGUGAUAAAUUGCAAGAAAUGCAGAUACUGCAAUCGAAGCACGUUUCUUUAACAAUUUUGAUGCUUUGAAAUUUGUUAAAGAAAUCUGACAUAGCAAAUAAAUAGGUAAAGUGAAUAUUAUUUCAUUGUCUUGUUGAUGUUCCGAUAAGGGUUGAUUUUUUAAAAAUCAUUUUAAAAAUCUUUCUGUUGUUUUAAUCAUUGGACGUUGAACACGUUAUAUAUUAUCUCGUAGAGUAAACAGUCGUCAGAACUCUGCAGAAUCAUCGAUAUCGGUGAAAAUGUAUGUUUUUAAAAAAGCAGGUCUUAAAUCGAUCGUAAUUUUAAAGCCAAAAAAUCGCUCGAGAGUAACACUUUUAUUUUUCACACAGAUAGUAACGGACGUUGAAUCUGUGCCGCAUUGUAGAAUCUGCCAAAGUUCAAUUUCCUUUUGUUUCAUCCUGUUUUACGAAGAAAAUAAAAAUAAACUAAUACUGUCUCGGCUAUAAAUUUCGGUACACGUAUAUCGAGAAAUCAAUAUUGGUAAUAGUCGGCGGGGUAGAAAAGAGAAAACGAACGAUUUAGAUAUACAUGUCCUUUGUUGUCGAAGUGCAUUUUUGAACCCUUUUGUUUUUGCGAAAGAUAGCCGAAAUGUAAAAGAAAUUAUCAAAAACGAUGUAAAUUUUUCUUACCACGACGAAAAUGUAAAAAUUCAAUGGAAUGUAAAAGAUGGAAAUAAUGAUGAAAUAAAGUUAAUGCAGACUAA
Molecule: messenger RNA, 4936 nt
Organism: Nasonia vitripennis (jewel wasp)
Lineage: Eukaryota; Metazoa; Arthropoda; Insecta; Hymenoptera; Pteromalidae
Exons: 8
Coding region: 1050-2861 (603 amino acids)
Source: RefSeq, a predicted model, not a curated record